UUUGUUCAGUUGAAUAGCUAGGUUGGAAAUACGACGAGGUCUAGGUAGAGUUUUCCAUCCUGAGCAGCGCUGACGGCUGUCAACGAGAUAGAGUGUUCAUCAUAAUAAUUAUUGUGCACAGCGGUUACUGACAGUCUGCAUAGUGAUUGACUAGGUACCUUUAGCAGAGGUUUGCUGAGACGCUCAACCAACCAUGUCAAGUGUUAGUAAUGUUACGCUAGCAGCCUGUGUGUUCAUGACGGUGACGUGCCUGGUCUACUCAUCAAACGCUCAGGGCCCGGGCAUAGGCAGUAUAGACCUUGGUCCAAUUGAGCCAGACUUUCCCAUCCGUACGUGUUCUCCUCGUUGUGAGAAUGGCUUCUGCGUCGGUGGAAGAUGCCUAUGUCAGCCUGGCUUCACUGGCCGUACAUGCUCCAACACAAUUAUCACUGUCUGUUAUGGAGGAUGUGCCAACGGUGGUACAUGUCGCUACGGAUCAUGCAGUUGCAGACCUGGCUACAGUGGUAGCUCUUGCCAAAUUCCCUCAUGUUCACCGUCCUGUGCAAAUGGUGGUACAUGUGUGUCUGGAAAAUGCCGCUGUAGAUCUGGGUAUAGCGGUAGCUACUGCCAGACUAGAGUGUGUACACCAUCGUGUCGAAACGGCCAGAUCUGCAUCCUAGGACAAUGCCGGUGUCCUCGAUUUCUAGACGGACCAGAGCCCCUUGGGAUAAGUGAGCCAGGCGUCCCAGAGAUCGACCUUGUACCAUUCUAUCCCGCAGUCUGCUGCAGCAGGUCAUGCUUGAAUGGAGGUACCUGUAUCGGCUAUAACAGAUGUAGAUGUAGAUCAGGUUACUCUGGACAAUAUUGUCAGACCAAAGUUCCCUCAUGUUUACCGUCCUGUGCAAAUGGUGGUACAUGUGUGUCUGGACAAUGCCGCUGUAGAUCUGGGUAUAGUGGUGGCUACUGCCAGACUAGAGUGUGUACACCAGCGUGUCAAAACGGCCAGAUCUGCAUCCUAGGACAAUGCCUGUGCCCUCGAUUUCCAGACGGACCAGUGCCCCUUGGGAUAAGUGAGCCAGGCGUCCCAGAGAUCGACCUUGUACCAUUCUAUCCCGCAGUCUGCUGCAGCAGGUCAUGCUUGAAUGGAGGUACCUGUAUCGGCUAUAACAGAUGUAGAUGUAGAUCAGGUUACUCUGGACAAUAUUGUCAGACCAAAGUUCGCUCAUGUUCACCGUCCUGUGCAAAUGGUGGUACAUGUGUGUCUGGAAAAUGCCGAUGUAGAUCUGGGUAUAGCGGUAGCUACUGCCAGACUAGAGUGUGUACACCAUCGUGUCGAAACGGCCAGACCUGCAUCCUAGGACAAUGCCGGUGCCCUCGAUUUCUAGAUGGACCAGUGUCUCGUAGUGAGCCAGGCGUCCCAGAGAUUGGCUAUGUACCUUUCUAUCCCGCAGUCUGCUGCAGCAGGUCAUGCUUGAAUGGAGGUACCUGUAUCGGCUAUAACAGAUGUAGAUGUAGAUCAGGUUACUCUGGACAAUAUUGCCAGACCAAAGUUCCCUCAUGUUCACCGUCCUGUGCAAAUGGUGGUACAUGUGUGUCUGGAAAAUGCCGAUGUAGAUCUGGGUAUAGCGGAAGCUACUGUCAGGCUAGAGUGUGUACACCAUCGUGUCGAAACGGCCAGACCUGCAUCCUAGGACAAUGCCGGUGCCCUCGAUUUCUAGACGGACCAGUGUCUCGUAGUGAGCCAGGCGUCCCAGAGAUUCGCGAUUUACCUUUCUAUCCCGCAGUCUGCUGCAGCAGGUCAUGCUUGAAUGGAGGUACCUGUAUCGGCUAUAACAGAUGUAGAUGUAGAUCAGGUUACUCUGGACAAUAUUGUCAGACCAAAGUGUGUGCUCCAGCUUGCCGCAAUGGCGGUACGUGCAGCAAUGGAAAGUGUAAUUGCAGGACCGGAUACACUGGUAGCUAUUGUCAAACCCGGACCUGCUCCCCGGCCUGUAGAAAUGGUGGUACAUGCACAAGCUAUGGAACAUGCAACUGCAGGAGUGGAUAUACCGGUAGCUAUUGUCAAACCCGUACCUGCUCCCCGGCCUGUAGAUAUGGUGGUACGUGUACAUCGUAUGGAACAUGUAAUUGCAGAAGUGGAUACACUGGCACAUAUUGUCAAACCCGGACCUGCUCCCCGGCCUGUAGAAAUGGUGGCAGAUGUACAUCGUAUGGAACAUGUAUUUGCAGGAGUGGAUACACUGGCACAUAUUGUCAAACCCGGACCUGCUCCCCGGCCUGUAGGAAUGGUGGUACGUGUACAGCGUAUGGAACAUGUAAUUGCAAGAGUGGAUACACUGGCACAUAUUGUCAAAUUCGCUCUUGUUCACCGUCCUGUGCAAAUGGUGGUAAAUGUGUGUCUGGAAAAUGCCGAUGUACAUAUGGUUAUGGUGGUAGCUACUGCCAGACUAAAGUAUGCAGGCCAUCAUGUCAAUACGGCCAGGUCUGUAUCAGUGGUCGAUGCCAGUGCCCUCGGUUUCUAGACCGGCAAGUGCGGGGUCUUCCAGGCAGACCAGGCAGUCAGGAACCUGAGCGUCUGCCAAUCUAUCGUCCAGUCUGCUGCAGCAAGUCAUGCUUGAAUGGAGGUACCUGUAUCGGCUAUAACAGAUGUAAAUGUAGAUCAGGUUACUCUGGACAAUAUUGUCAGACCAAAGUAUGUUCUCCAGCUUGCCGUAAUGGUGGCACAUGCCGCAAUGGAAAGUGUGUUUGCAAGAAAGGCUACUACACGGGCAGCUAUUGUCAAACCCGUCUUUGCUCACCGGCUUGCAGAAAUGGUGGCACGUGCACACCGUAUGGAACAUGUAAUUGCAGGAGUCCAUACACUGGAAGCUAUUGUCAACUAUCUCCAACAUGCUAUCCUCGAUGUGAAAAUGGUGGAACGUGCAUAAGAAACAACCGCUGCUCGUGUCCAUCUGGGUUCACUGGCAGUCGCUGUCAGAAUGCAGUUCAAACCGCUUGUCGAGUGCGAAUGGAAAUACAUGACAUGACACAAGCACAGAGACAGCUGUAUAUUGAUACCUACAAGACAGCGUAUGGACAGCCUGCUUUGCGUACUCUGCUGCGAAGCCAUGCUAUCAACUUUGCAGCUGGCAUUCACACCAGGAAUCAGUUCUUGCCAUGGCACCGCUGGUUCAUUCUGGAACUGGAAAACAUCCUGCUGGCCGUCAACAGCAAUGUUAUUCUGCCAUACUGGGAUUGGACUCUGCAUAGUGCUGCACCGUGGAGUGCACCAUUGUGGGGUAGUGCAUCACAUUGGUAUGGUGGAGAUGGCUCUGGAUCAUGUGUGACAACGGGACCAUUCCGCAGUGGACAGUUUUCACUUGUGUCAGGCGGUUGCUUACGGCGUGAUUUCGAUCUCACUGAAACUACGCCUAGCGCUCUGGUAGUCAAUGACAUACUUUCCACACCCGUGUCUUCCUUCAAUGACUUUGAACUGCGCGUCCGUGGAGAACUACACGAUACAGUUCAUUGCCGUAUCCAUGGCACUAUGUGUACGCUGGAUGCUGCUGAAUCACCAGACUUCUUCCUGCACCACGUAUUCAUUGACAAGCUAUGGGCGGAUUACCAAGCAAGAAGUACUGCACAUCACGACGCUCACUUCAGUAGUCUGGGAUCGGCCAUGACAGCUGCUGGUGGCCAUUCAGCUCAGGAUAUGAUUGAUCUGAACAACCAGCCUGGUGGUGUGUGCGUACGCUAUGAGCAACCAAGCAGCAGUACUGCACGGCAGCUGAGAAGGGCACUCAGCCGUGUAGCACCCAGUGUGAUAGCAAAGAGGGUUUCUUGUCAACCGCAAAGUUUGGAUGUGAGCAGAGCUGUGCAGCAAGGUCAGGAGCUAUUCAGAGUGUCAGCAUCGGAGCGGUCCCGACUCAGCAGCCUUGUUAGCAAACAAGUGUGUCGCAGUGCUAUGCCAGGACAGGCAGGACCAUCUGGUGCCAGGACCACGGCCACGGCCAACCUCGGCUUUGAUCUCAACACCUUAGUCAGCCUGGCAAAUGCCAAAUAAGGGGUCAAGACGUCGCCAGCUGAAGGUACUACUAAAGUAGUGAUGUUCAGCAACUACACAAGUACAAGUAUCAAACAGCCUUCCUGUCUACCAUACAUAUCAUCAUUCAACAGUUCUACACUUCAGAAUUCCAAUUCGUCAUUGCCUGAAAAAUAUACGUUAAUCCUCAUCCUUAUUCACCUUUGACUGGAUUUUAUAUCAUCUAUUUCCUGUUUUAAAAACCUGAAGGGUCAAAUGCUGAAUAACCUAUCAACCUCGAUUUUUCUAUGAUUACGUCAAAAGACAUCACACUGUAUUAUUAUUAUAUCCAGUAUACUGUUCCACUCAUUCCAGCAUACAUUACUGUUGGCUGCUAUAUUGAAAAAGCCCAAUCUUGGCCACGAAUAAUGUACGUCCGAAUCUCUCAGUCUUUUUUUAGUUUAAAAACUAACUCUGGACACUAUA
Sycon ciliatum is the source of this 4465-nucleotide messenger RNA. RefSeq names its product neurogenic locus notch homolog protein 1-like. Gene Ontology annotation, cellular component: extracellular region; cell surface. Lineage: Eukaryota; Metazoa; Porifera; Calcarea; Leucosolenida; Sycettidae. The coding region runs from base 194 to 4021 and encodes 1275 amino acids. Gene Ontology annotation, molecular function: oxidoreductase activity; signaling receptor binding. Gene Ontology annotation, biological process: anatomical structure development. The record is from RefSeq and is a predicted model, not a curated record. The transcript is spliced from 29 exons.